CUUUUUCACUCUAUAUCGUUCACAGCCAAAUGGAUUAAAAAAUAAAAUAAUUAUUAGCUAGAAAUUUUCUUUUUUUAAAAAAAAAAAAUAGCUAGUUGAUAAAAUCAAGAACUGCAUGCAGUAUAUAAUUUAAAAUCUCAGGACCAAGACAGAAAAUACAAGGCAAUGAAGAUUGUAAAUAUGAACAGAUACUGUUUGCUAAUCGUCUUCCUCCAGGCAGUGAUCACUCAUCUCUCUGUAAUAGAUGGUCUGAAAAGUGAGAAACUUUGCAGCCAGUGCUCCACCUGUGACUCCAAUCAGUGCCCUGCAAGUGAUGCUUAUCCCCAUAUGACUGCAUUUGAUGAUACUCUAAUUGCUGGUGCUUUGCAAUCUGAUUAUGUUGAUGCAAAUGAUAGAGGAGUUUACUCAGUGCCAAAUGUAAAGGGUGGCACUUCUGCAAAAUAUAAUGCUUACUUUGGCUGGGAGUCUACUUCUGGUUCAGCUUCUGGCUACCACAGGUUUAGGAACUACAUGGACAGAUGCUCAGGUGGACAAAGCUACCUUACCGUGGACAAACACGGAGAGGUGAGGCUUCGAUCGCUGGAGUCGUUGAAAAGCUUAGCAGAGGCUGACUGGAAAUCCAUCAAUCCACCAAACAAGUUAAACCACAGAGGAUUCCGGUUCUGGGUAUCUCAUAGCACAGGAAAAUGCCUGACAGUUUUGGGAGGGAAGAAGGAUAAGAAAACUGUUGGAGUGGCUAAGUGCAAGUUUGAUGGCUCCAACGCUUUCCAGCUCUUCGCCUUCCGCUUCCAUUAUCACAAAGCUUUCUGCUGUUGCAGAGUCCAAAAUGAGUGAUUUCGGGAAGAUUUUAACAGCCUGCAGAAUAGCAUUUUUAGAGCAUAUGCACAUGAUGUCUAAAGAUUUAUAUGCAUCUGUGUGAAUUGUACCUUUCAUUUCUGAUCAUCUGACAAGUUUCAUGUCCGUGAAGCUCUUUUCCAUUCUAUGUAUGGGAAUAAAGUGAACAUCUAGAGUAGGUCUUCUUGUCUGCUGCAGCCUAUUGUCUAAUUUUUCACUUAAUUCUAGAUUUUUUAUUUUAUUUAUAAGUUGCAAACUAGGACUCGCAUGGUAGCAUCGA
Messenger RNA from Manihot esculenta (cassava), 1114 nucleotides. RefSeq lists its product as uncharacterized. The transcript is spliced from 2 exons. Lineage: Eukaryota; Viridiplantae; Streptophyta; Magnoliopsida; Malpighiales; Euphorbiaceae. Bases 166 to 834 code for a protein of 222 amino acids. The record is from RefSeq and is a predicted model, not a curated record.